AAAAUGUUUAUCUCGGGCCGCGAGUUUGACACCCCUGGUCUAAAUGGUGCAAUAUGCACGCCACCAGAGGUGACGGAUUCUAUCGGUCCCGAUGCACCGCAACAGUGGAACACCACGUUAUUUGUCGUGAUUUGAACAGGCAAUAACAUGCAAUAACUAAAAAUAAGUUUCACAGAAGUAAAGUUUGAAUUUAAUAAAUUUCUAAAAAUUUAAGUGCGACAUGAGUAAACGCUCAAUUUCGUAAACAUAAAGUGAAAAUAUACUGUGUCGACAGAGAUAUCUGUGAUCUGGAGUUAAAAUGGUUUUGAAUGCAAAGAAUUAUGUCCAGAGGAGAAACGGCCAACAAGUCGAAUGCGAAGCGAUUUUUGAUCGAUCACAGCCGACAGGAAGCGACUUUAACACCUACGCCCCCUCACCUAUUAUCACUUAUUAGUACGCAAAGGCACAAAAUUCAAUGUGUUGAAUGUUAAGAUUUUAGUAGAUAUAUAUCGCAACACAUGUUUGGUAAAAGAAAUCGAGCCUAUUAUGCAUACAGAAGUUGUACACAAUAUCAAUAGAAGAUUGAAGUUUAUAAAAGUUAUUAUAAAGUUGAGGUUUACCCUCUGAAAUAUAUCAAUAAUAGAGUAACUAAUAAUAGAAUUUGCAAUAGAAUUACAUCAUAACAUUAUCCUUCAUCUUUAUCUCGUAUCAUUGAGGAGAAACCGAAGCGAAGAAGACACAAAAUACAUAUAUCGAAAAUGUAGAAGUCUUUCUUCAUGUAUGUACAAUCAGAGAUCUCCUCACGUGCCGAAUUCGCCCGCAUUGUUGACUGUUUCUAAGGAAACAAAGCCGCCGGCGAAGGUGUCGAUAACCACACGUCCGACCCGCAAACGAAAUACACGAAAGAAGCUCUCGCAUUUCGAACUAGUCUUGUGAAUGAUCUACACCGAAAAUAUUCCACACCGAAAAUUAUUAGUAACAAUAGCACAGUGAAUAAGUGUAUAUAGUGCAAGUAUCAGUGGAAAAUUAAUUGAAUUAGAAAAAUUAAUUGAAACGCGCUCUAUACGCGCUACACAACCAGCACGAAGGGGAGAUAUAGUUUGCAGCGAGCGGACCGCUCACUCCAGACACGUUCCGAUAAAGGAAGAGGACGAUACUCUGAUCAGGAAAAAAAAGAAGCAUUAUUUUAUUAACGAAAAAUAAAAUUUCGAAACAAUCGAAAAAUGACGGAAAUAAUCGUAACUGAAUCGAUCGAUACAACGGAGGCCAUUGACUCCAAGAUCAUGAACAUCUUAAAUCCAUCGCUGCAUCAUCACGAUCUACUGCAAAGCUAUGUAAGAGCUCCCGCAGACGCAACGACGAGUUCGAGGCAAUCGGAGGAGUCCGAUGCACCGAAUAAAAAUCCUUCGUUCUUGGGCACUUGCCUCGCCGUGGACUCAUCCGAGGACGUUGACAAAGAAAGCUGUAUCAGCAACGAUAGAAGGAAGAAGAGAAACGACAAGAAACAACAGAAGUACAAGACGGAUAAAUCGUCGAUCGAAUCGGAGAUGAACAUGCAGAAGAAGAAGAAAUGACGCCGGCAGGAUAACGGUGUUCACCGUCAGGAGGAGGUAU
Messenger RNA from Megalopta genalis, 1593 nucleotides. RefSeq lists its product as uncharacterized. The record is from RefSeq and is a predicted model, not a curated record. NCBI's taxonomy places the organism in Eukaryota, Metazoa, Arthropoda, Insecta, Hymenoptera, Halictidae.